This is a messenger RNA of Labrus bergylta (ballan wrasse), 2056 nucleotides long. RefSeq lists its product as uncharacterized. NCBI's taxonomy places the organism in Eukaryota, Metazoa, Chordata, Actinopteri, Labriformes, Labridae. The record is from RefSeq and is a predicted model, not a curated record.
UCGGUUGCCAAGCACCGCACAGAGACCGGAAGAGACCGAAGUUAUCAUGUAUUUUAAGCAUCCUGACAGGUUUUUAGCCCCAACUCUCUUAGUAUGAUCUGCUUUAAUAUAACUCAUAUGCUCUCAACAGUCCUUUCAACGUUUGGAAAGCGUCUGUUUAAAACUAUUAAACGUCCAUUGACCGAAAUUUAUACAUUAACUUCAAUAGGUCAGAAAUGGCUCGAUACAAGUACCGAGUAAAACGCAGUCGUGACAGUGGAUUCCCCAACAAACGAGAUACACCUGUGAAACCAGCAUUGACAAAGAGAUACGAUUGCAGGAAAUUUCUGGCCAUCAGGCAUCAUGAAGCAAUUAGAGAGGAACCUGAGUUGGAAGUGACAAAUGUUCCCACUGUCAGGCCAACUAACCCAGCCUUGACUAGCAAGGCUGUGUGCUGCAAUUCAGUGUCAGGUCACCCAUCAAAUUUGAAGGUACCUGAUCAUGUGGCUUUAAAGUAUAUUGCAACACCAGUUCAAGAAAACUUGGCAGUGACUCCUGACAGCAUCACAUCCUCUGGCCUGGAGUCAUCCUCAACGUUCAGCUCUGGUGAUGAUGAGGAAGACUAUUACUCCUCUGCUGCUUCUUCUUCUUCCAGCAGCCUUCCCUCCCCAGAGAUCUUCAGGAAAGAGAGCUACGUGAAGGAAUUGAUUUUUCCUGUUACCGAGGAUCUUCUGGGUCUACGCCCUUACAUAAAAAACUCCACCUUACUGGAUGUGAGCCAUGCUGAAAGCAUUCACAUGCACCAGCCCCCCAACCUGUCCAACAUCAUCGAUGUCUCUUUGAUUCUUGCUGAAAAGAACAGUGAGAUCAACCAACCUGGUGGAGCUGAGGCUAAAACCAAAUUACAUACAGACCCAUUUAAAUCAGCUCAAGCCUCCAAAAGUAAGACCCCACCAAAACUAACAAACAGAAGGCCCAUUUUGUACAAGAAGAAGGUGUGGUUCAAAAGUCCAAUCAUCUCUGAGACCUUGGAAGAGAAACACAUACUUGCUAACAAAUUAACCCCUCACUACACCACUGAACCAGUUGGAACAGCAUUCCUGACUGAAAAGAAUAAGCCUGAUGCAGACACAUCGAGUACAGGUAAGAGUAGUUUCAAAGAGGAGACAGAGGGUCUGAUGGUGUCACUGAAAAGGCCUCCAGAAAGUAGCUCUAAGACAGCCGAGUUCUUUGACUUUGGCAAUGACAGUGAGAAGGAUGCAUUCUUUCAAAGUAUGAAAGAGAGGACUAUCAGACUCGUGAGUGUACCUUUAUUUCCUCUUCAAGCUAAGCCCAAAAAAUCUUAUGCCAAAUAAUGUGUGUAUAGACUUGAGCUUUCUGCCACAAUCUAAAUGGAAGUGGUAUGUAUGUUUAAAUAUUGUGUAACAGUGGUAUAAUACUGUUUAAAGGUCGACAUGGAAAAUGAAUUGUGAGGCUAAAUUCACUCUUUAUUUUAAGAGGCUAAUUUGAAAGGAUUCCACACAUUACCCUUUAUGUAGACACCUGAGAAUACUCAUCACAGUAACUGACCAUGCAACCUUGAACAAACUUGUGUAUGUGCUUUUUUGUUACAAAAUGUAUUUUUUGAAACCAUCUGCACCCGAAAAAUAACUGUUUAAUGUACUAUUCCAUACACUUUACAAACUAAAAUAGCCCUUUGUUUCUUUUUAGUCAGCAUAAAUGUUAUUAAACAGGUGUCUGCAGCAAUAUGACCACUAGAUGUCAGUACUGCAUUGUCUUCCUAUCUUCUCUGUUCAUAGAAAAAAAACAUUUUCAUGUAGGCCAAUGUAAAGUGUAUUAGUUGUUUGUGAAUAUUUGUGAUUUUGUUUGUUUGGUCUUUUUGGUUAUAUGUAAAUGCUAUGAAAAGUGUAAGGGAAAUGUUAACGAUAAAUGUAUAGAGUAAAUAUUAGCUUAUUUUGUUUGUUACUUUUUUGUUUUUUUACAUUUGUGAGUUUGUGUAUUUUUAAAUAAUUAGAAAUAUUUUAGCAACAGAAAGAAGUGUCCAACAUGAAAACAUUUACAAUAAUAAUAAUAAAAA